AUGGCUGUCAAGCGCAAAAUGGACUUUGACGAUGGGGCCAUCGACAUGCGCAUGAAUGCGAAGCAGCCGAAGCUUGUCCCCUUCCCUAAUACUGAGCUCGACACCGACGUAGCUAUGUCGGACGCUUCAGUCUACCACCUUGAGCCUCUCUUCAUCCCUAUCCAGCCAUUCCAUACGCGUUUCCCCUCUAACGCCAGCUCAUCAUCAUCGAGUCCGUCAGACUCUGCUCGCAACUCUCCCAUGUACCCGAGAUUCGAUCUCUACCCCCACGGAGACCUGGGCUACCUUGGCUCCCAAAACCCAUUUGAUGUCGCCAUGGACGAAGCACCUCGACCAGUCGGCCUUAUACAGCCGAAGAGCGCCUCUUUCACACACCAUGGUCAAAACUGUUCGCAGAUUCCGAAACUCCGUGUCGCGUGUUCGCCUGGACUGAACGGACAAAGAACUAUGUGGGCUCACUGUGAACAAUGCGGCGCAAUCGAGAUGGUUCAAACCGACUAA
Postia placenta MAD-698-R-SB12 is the source of this 501-nucleotide messenger RNA. RefSeq lists its product as hypothetical. NCBI's taxonomy places the organism in Eukaryota, Fungi, Basidiomycota, Agaricomycetes, Polyporales, Adustoporiaceae. The transcript has 4 exons. The record is from RefSeq and is a predicted model, not a curated record. The coding region runs from base 1 to 501 and encodes 166 amino acids.